Heterocephalus glaber (naked mole-rat) is the source of this 8523-nucleotide messenger RNA. RefSeq names its product leucine rich repeat transmembrane protein 2 (gene Lrtm2). Lineage: Eukaryota; Metazoa; Chordata; Mammalia; Rodentia; Bathyergidae. Gene Ontology annotation, molecular function: protein binding. The record is from RefSeq and is a predicted model, not a curated record. Gene Ontology annotation, biological process: axonogenesis; positive regulation of synapse assembly.
UGCUGGGUGGCUGGGGCACGGGAGCUGGGGACCACCUUUGCUGGGUCUUGGCCCUGUACAAUCAGCAGCAGUGUCUCCUGGCUGGGCACUUGCUGGGGCUGGGAAAGCAGCUCGGGACCAGACACCUGGGCAUCCCAAAGGUAUAGAACAUGGGAACUCGGACCCCACAUAGUGCUGGGGACGUGAACUGUGCAUUCCGCCAGGGAGGGGGCAGGGAGGCACGGAGAAGGGGAGGAGGGCAGUACUGGAGCCGGAUGACAGCCCUGGGUGGCAUAGAAACUGGUCCCUGCAGCAUGAGGAGCAACAGCCUAGAUGCUGUGCUCUCUACAUGCCCUCUCUGCACAGGCAGCGGUGAGGAACUUGGGUGCUAUGGGAAGGGUCCGGUACUGGAGACAGGGCUGGUAAGAAGAAGGCUUAGGGUGAGGACAGCAGCAUGGAGGACCACACUGAGUGAGGCAUGGGAGUAGAUCUCAGACUCAGCCUUCCACACAGGUUGCCCAGAGGCUGGGUUGCUGUCCUUCAGGUGGCUGUCCUUGGACAAGGAUGCAAGGGAGUCCUUUCCUGGCUAGACACAGGUUUACCCAGCUGUGGGUGAAGCCUCCCUGGUGGGUGUGUGACUGGAGGUGGAUGAAGGAGCUGGGUCUUGCAGCAAUUCCUUGCAAGCUCCAGGCCCUACUUCUAGCUAAUCUGAGGGCCAGACAGGGAACCAGUUUCACAAGAACCCUCCCAGGGUGUCCCACUGCUACAUACCCAGCCUUUUGCUGCAGGUGGCCGGAUGCCUUGGUAGAGCUGUGCACUCAGCUUAAUGGUCCAUGGGCGGCCAGGCCACAUCUACCUGGCUGCUUUACCCUUGGGGACACAGACCCCUGAGUUGGGCUAGGACAGUGGCUCUCUCAGUACCCCUGAGGCCCCUUUUGACAAGGCGGGAUUCUGACCAAGAAUGUGCAGUUCAAAUUCCUGCAGGGCCAGGAAGGUCUAGGGCUAGGUUCCAAUUGGCUCCCCACUACCCAGCUGUCUGCAUUUCCAGAGGAGGGGAGUGAUGUUGGCCCCAGGCUGUCCGGGCUUGUUGGCCACUGCCUCCUGUGACUCAGACUGACAGGCCGGCAGCUUAGAUAACUACUGCGGGUGGGGGAGGGGAGGAAGCUGAGCACGUGGUGGUGGGCGGGGGAAGUCCAGCUGGCGGGGAAACCCAACAGUAGCUUCCAGGCGGCCAAGAGGAGCCCAGCACUUCCCACCCCCACCUCCCCACUAGCAGAAAGUCUCAGAGCUGCCAAAAGAGGGAGAGCAGGAAAGCCAGGCCCCGGGUGGCUGGGGAAGGAGGGAGGCUUCUUAAUCAACCUAUCUGAUUUCUUUGGGGUGUGGCUGGAAGCAGGGUGUGGGACCCAGGGCUGACUGCUCCUGUUCCGAUUCCCCAGACACAAGGGCUGAGGGGCCACAGCCGGGCCAUAGGGCAGGGAGCAGGGGACCAGUGCACAUGAAAUGGCUGUGGCAUCUGGGGAGCUCUGGGCGUGGGAACAGGAGGAGGGAGUGGGACAGAGGCGAUGUGUACCCUCUCUGGGCCUUCUUCCUUCUGCCCCAGGUCAGGCCUCCCCAUCCCUGCCCGAGGCCUCAGGAGCGAAUGGUGGGAGCCAGUUCCACAGCCUCAGCAGACUUGCUCAGUUCACUCAUGUGGGAGAGCAGCUCCUGAGAGGGGUGACUCAGGGGGCUUCCCUGCUCCGCUCCCAUUCUGACAAGGGAAUACAAGAGCAGGAAGUGGGAGUGAGAACGGGCAGGUGUUCUGAAGUGAGCCAGGAGGGCACAUGUCUGUUCUAAGUACAAAUAUAGAGUGUUAGAACCCACUUCCUUGUUGCCUGGGCAGUGUGUGUUCUGGGGGAAUGGGCAGGGAAGAGAUUUGGAGUGUUUCCUAGAAGGGCCCAUGGCCAGACAGGUGGCAGCAGCCUAGGGCACACGAGAAGCCUCCCUGCGGUCCUGUCCAACAGAAUCCUGGGCCCCUUCUGCACAGGGCUCAGGCUGGCUUUCCCAGCUCUCUCAGCUCCCGGGGGGGGGGGGGCUAUAGGCUUCACUGCUCUGCAGAAGGAAGGGCAUGGUGGACAGUAGACUGUGAAGGCCCUUCUGCAACUCUGGACUCUGGGUCUGGAAUGCUAGGGGAGCAGAGGCCUUGAUGCAGGGUGAGGAGCACACGGUAGGCAGCCACCCUAGCCCAGGAGUCAGGAAGCCCAAGAGGCAUGAAUUGGCUGGCUGGCUUGCUUGGACGCUUGACUGGAGGAAUGAAGACAGAGGGGCUUGGAGGAAGGGCACAGACCCCAGACAUGGGGUGAGUUUGUUGGUUUCUAGCAGGAGUCUGAGCCAACUGUCUACAGGAGAGAUGGAAGGGGCAGGUAUACCCUGGCCACCCUAGCCCUGACCCUCCACAGCGAAUGAGAACCGUCGGACUGUUCCAAACUAGAGGGCUGAGGCAGGCGCCCCAAAGGGGAGGCUCUAGCCAUCCUCCCAAGUCCCCACUCAGCUAGGCAGGAGCAUGUGGAGCCUUCUGCUCCUCCUGCUUCCUCCCGCUUCAUUACUCCUUCCCCUGGUGCCAGUCCCUGAGCCUGCAGCCUGCCCUCUCUUACCUCAGCAUCCAGCCCAGCUAGGGAGGUUUCCCUGGAUUUGUCACCACCACACCCGUGUCGUUACUGGAAAGAGGGGAGGCUGGGAGUGGUGAGCUGGUGAGUUGUUCCUUCAUGGAUGGGGAAGGGGGAAGAAUUGCUGUCCUCUCAGCUCCAGUAAGAUAGUGGAUGAGGGAACACUGUCAGCUGUAAAGGUCUGUUCCUGCCUCUGCCUUCCUCCACCAGGAGCGCUAUAUGUGAGCAGCUGAGGGAAUAGGACAGACCCAGGAGCUUAUAAGGGUAACUGAGUCAGUAGUUUUGUUGCCAGACAGCUUGAGAUCAGAUCUAUAUUCUUCCAUUUACUAAGUUUAAGCACGUUGCUUGAUUUCCUGUGCCUCAGUUUCCCCAGCUACAAAAUGUUGUUAAUAAUACUACUAAUCUUAGAGAGUUGUAUGAGCAUUAAAAACACUAGGUAGGUGUUCGUAGCCAUUGUUUCUUCAGGAAACCAAGGUUUCCUGAAGGAGGUGCUAACAUCAAUGCCCUGGCCUCUGCCCAGGUCCCAGAUAACAGGCCUAUGGAUCCUCCAGGCUCACCUGGGCCCAUGCUUUGCCUCCUGGGUGACUGUCCCCAUGUGGAAGGUACCAGUCUAGUACUCCUCAGACUUGAACAUUGACCCAAAUUGUCUGGGAUCUUGAAAUGGAGAUUCUGACUCUGUAAUCCUGGGUGGGACCCAAGAUUGGGUAUUUCUAAAAGACUCUCAGGGUAGAUGGCUGCUGGUACAGGGACUACACUUUGAGUAGCAAGGGGCAAGGUCAAACCCCAUGUUCCUGGUCCUCAGGGGCUCCCCAGUUGACUGUAUUUAGCUCCUCAGCCCCAUUCACUAACGAGGAACCCAGUGAGUGAGACCACUGGGACCCAGCUCCUUCUGGCUGAUCUGUCUCUGAGACUAGGACAAGAACCCAGCAAGCAUGAGUAACGGGUCUAGUACUCCAAACUGAUGCUGCUGAGACGCUAGAGAGGGGGUUCUUCGGGCAGGCCCUCUAUUCCCACCCUGCAUAGGAACCCCCUACUGUUAAUUUAUGGCAAAAGCUGGCUAGCGCUGCUCCCCUAGCUGCUCUUCAGCUUCCCAAUGUAGGUCACCCCUUUCCUGAGGAUGCUCGGCUUCUCAGGGGCAGGAAGGCCCUUUGGUUGGAGGUGUGUGGGUGGACACAGGGCCGAAGGGCUAGGAAGUGCUGGUUACCCUCCAUCCCCUUGAGGGUUGGAGGCUCUGGUGUCCAAUAGGAAGCCUAGGGGCAGGAACCCAGAGAGCAUAGGGGUCUCCUCAUGGACCUGGGGCUUUCUUUGCUCACAUUUCUCCAAAGCACUCCAGUUAACGGUGUCCAGCUGCCUCACUAGACCAUGCCAUGGGUCUGCCAUAGGUCAUAGGGUCUGGCCCAUCCUAUUUCAUGCACAGGGCAUCCUGUUCAAGGGUAGGGAUGGGGUGUCAGGCCCUGCACUCAAGGCUACCUGCUCUGCUGACUGGCUGUUUGCUGGUGGAGACCUGGCCUCCUCAGAGGGACUGACAUUGAGUAGGUGGGUUGGGAAUGAAGAGCCUAUUAGGGUAGGCAGGAGCCUCAGGAAGAAGUGGGGUCUGAGGAUGUCUGGGAGGGUCACUCUGUGGCCUGUGCCCCUGUAGGGAGCCGGAAGGAGUAAGAGCCAAGGCUGGACUGGCUUUCUGCCUCCCCAUGGCCUGAGCAUAGUAAGUGUCCUGGGUGAGCAUCUCUUUCUGCUGCACCUGAGAAGUCCCAGACUGCUGCCAGCAAGGCGUGAGUGUGUGCAUGUGUGUGAGUGUGUGCUUGUGCUAGCACAUGCCUAGUUGCGCAGCUCUCCAUGAGGGUGUGUUUGCACUACAUGCUGACUGUGGCACUUAGAGCGUGUGUCUGGAAGGCCAGUGGGUGUGAACUCCACUUCGUGCACACAUUAGUAUUUCCCCCAUAAGGGCCACUUCUGGAUAACAGGCGCUGGGGAGCGGAGGAGUAGCCUGACUCAGAAGCCUACUAUCCAGUCCAUGACUUUCCGUGUGACCUUGAGCAAACUGCCUGGCAACUCUGUUUCUUGGGUGGCAGCUGACCUGCCUACUCUUUCACAGAUGCAAUGAGCUCUCCAUGUGGGGGCUUCUGAUUGAGCCCUGAAGGUCAGGGCUCAGGGGACACAGAGACUGUGGACGCUGCUGUCUGUGAGGGUGGGUGGCAGCACAUACUGAAUGCAGUGAGCAUGCAGUGCUGUGAGCACCAUGUGACAGUCCCCAGCCUGAGGGUAGUGGGAACAGAUAAGAAGAUGUUGCAUAAUCUGCCACUGUUCCCUCCCCAUGGGGGAGGCACUGGUGUUUGCUCACACUUACGAGUUCGGAGUCCAAAGUAGGAGCAUUCACCUAAACUUUUAAGGUGAUGUACACUCAGUGUAUGUUAACUCUUAAAUCCCACCAUGAAGUAUCAAGACCAUCACUUUGAGAAAUAAGAAAGCUGAAGCCCAGAAAGUUUAAGCAGCUUGUUUGAAGGAGUGGCCAGAUGGAUUUGAGCCCAGAGCCUCCCCACCUGCGAAUCUGAGCCGGAGCACGCUGGUCCUGGCCCAGAGAGGACUGGAGAUGGAGAACCAGCGGCCCUAACUGCUGAGUGCUCAGGAUCCACUCAGAAGGCCGGCUGCUGCAGCAUGAACCCCUGAGCUGAUGAGUCUUAUUAUAGACUGGCUGGUGGAAGACAGAGCAUCGCGAUUCACCUCCAAACGGCAGUAGGGGGCUGCUGGUGGCUCACACCCAACCAGCCUGCCAGCAGACACUGUGACGGGUCUGUUUUCCACCUCCCUGGGGCCAUGGACUGACAAGCAGCACACACCAAGGGGCACCUCUCUGCCCAGAGCCGUGGAGAGCUCCGAGUUCACCAUGCUGGCGCUGGGCAAUGGCCCUGAGCCCAGGACCCGGCGGAUCUCCUGGAUCACCUGCUGGAUUGCUCUCUGUGCUGUGGAGGCCCUUCCCACUUGCCCUUUCUCCUGCACCUGUGACAGCCGAAGUCUGGAGGUGGACUGCAGCGGCCUAGGUCUCACCACAGUGCCCCCAGAUGUGCCUGCAGCCACCCGAACCCUCUUGCUCUUGAACAAUAAGCUGAGUGCCCUGCCAAGCUGGGCCUUUGCCAACCUGUCCAGCCUGCAGCGGUUGGACCUGUCCAACAACUUCCUGGACCAGCUGCCCAGCUCUGUUUUUGAGGACCUGGCCAAUCUGACAGAGCUGCAACUGCGCAAUAACAGCAUCAGGACCCUGGACAGGGACCUGCUGCAGCACUCGCCCCGACUCCGCCACCUGGACCUGUCCAUCAAUGGCCUGGCCCAGCUGCCCCUGGGGCUGUUCGAUGGACUCCCUGUUCUUCGCUCCCUUUCGCUUCGCUCCAACCGGCUGCAGAGUCUGGACCGGCUGACAUUCGAGCCCCUGUCGAGUUUGCAGCUACUGCAGGUUGGGGACAAUCCCUGGGAGUGCGACUGUAACCUUCGAGAGUUCAAGCACUGGAUGGAGUGGUUCUCCUAUCGAGGGGGGCGCCUGGACCAGCUUGCCUGCACCCUACCCAAAGAGCUGAGGGGGAAGGAUAUGCGCGUGGUUCCCAUGGAGAUGUUCAACUACUGCUCCCGGCUGGAGGACGAGAACAGCUCAUCUGGGCUGGAUGCUCCUGGGCCACCCUGCACCAAGGCCAGCCCAGAACCUGCCAAGCCCAAGCCUGGGGCUGAGCCUGAGCCAGAGCCCAGCACAGCCUGCCCCCAGAAGCAGAGGUAUAGGCCAGUGAGUGUGCGGCGAGCCAUUGGCACAGUGAUCAUUGCAGGAGUUGUUUGCGGCAUCGUGUGCAUCAUGAUGGUGGUGGCUGCUGCCUACGGCUGCAUCUAUGCCUCCCUCAUGGCCAAGUACCACCGCGAGCUCAAGAAGCGCCAGCCCCUGAUGGGGGACCCUGAGGGUGAGCAUGAAGACCAGAAGCAGAUCUCUUCUGUGGCCUGAGAGCCCACCUGCCUGGCCAGGUAGGAGGGGUAGGGAGAGCACAACGGCGGUUGCUCUGGAGAGGCUGGUCCUUCCCCUCCAUCAUAGUCCCUGCCUUGGCUUGACACUGGCCACUGCCUCUCCCAAUUCCCUGCAGCCCUCCAGCGGAGCAGCUGCAGUGUGGUCAUCUCCAUGAACUUCCGAGUCUCCGUGGAGGCCACCAAAUCUCUGGAGCACCUGAGGACUCUCUCGGAACUUCUGGCCACAGGGAAGAAAAGAUGUGUGUGCAAGAGGAGCCCUGUCACAGCCGGGUGACUCUUCCUUCCCCUCGCUCAUUCCCACUGCCACUGCACUUAGGGUUUAGGGAGCAAGGGAUAUGGGAGCCAGGGAUAGAUUUUUGUGGCUUUUUUUUUUUUUUUUAAACUAGAGAGAUAUUCUUAAACUUCCUGCAGCGGAAAGCUGGGUCCAACUUUCAACAGUGUACUAAUGUGCAAACUCCAAACAAUAAUCUCGACCCAGUACUUAGAAACACAAUGCUGUGAUUACAACAUCCUCCCUUGGCAAUGCCGUUAGGUCCCUGUGUCUGCUGUAGACCACACCGACCACACUGCUCCUGAUUUCACUCACUCUCACACACGUGCUGGACACCUUCGGCACAGAUGGGGUCUCCUUGGGUCUCUCGCCCCCAGGCCGCAGAACCUCCUGCUUGCUGACCGCAGUCUUCUCCAGUCAAUUGGGCGGCGGGGAGGGGAGGGAGGAUCCCAAAUCAAUAACUCGCUGGGUUCCUUUGAGAUCCUCUAAAGUGGGCCACAGUGGUGCUGCUGGAUAAGCCUGUCCAUCACCAUGGCAACCUGCUCACACCUCUCCUGCUGGGUUUUCCAGGGACCUGGCCCAGAGGCCUGGAGGCUGCUGCCUAUGUAAAUGGCAGCCUCUCCAGAGCUCAGCCACAUAUUAUGGGUGUUUCCUCUGAGCUGCCGGUUCAUCCUCAUUGUCAGGCCCCAGGGAACACCCUCCACCUUCAGCUCUGUAGCCUGCAACCUCAGCUCUGCUCCUCUGCCCCCCCCCCCCGACUCCCUCCAUCUCCAGUUUCCUCUGCCUGCAACCUCAGGGCUGGCACUGAACUGUGCUGUGGUCCUCCUUGGGGAAGCAGGUGGCAGACAGAUGGCACAGUGGCCCUUGCAGAGGCUCAAGGCUUACCAAUACAUCGCUAACAGAUACCAGGAGCAGGGACAGGACUGCCACAUCCCGUGCAGAGGAGCCCUCAGCACUGAGGCCUCUUCCUGGGUGAAGAUAGUGGUUUGUUUACUUAACAGGGCUUCUAAUUGCAGCUGGACUGUGGUCUAAACCAGAGGGUGGGCCAGGGACAGAGACACCUGCCCGAGUCAGGUAGAUUUCAGGGUAUUUGCCUCCUGUUCUAGGCUGCCUCCUCCUUAGGAGUCUGAUGUCUGGUGAGUACCUGGGUCUCCCUCUGCUGGACCCCACUUCCUCACGCUCAGAGAGGGUCAGGAGGUGCCAGGUUGGCUUCUGGCUCUAAGGCGGGGCUCUUUGGUGAUAGCACAGGAAGAGGCCAGCUAGACUCUGAAGGUGUCAGAGCAGGACAGGGUAAGUCCAGCUGCCCCUCUCCCUCCAAGCCUCCCUACUCAAAGAGGAGAGUGAUAGAAGAGGUGGGUGGAGAGCCUUCGAGAGGUCAUCUCCAUAGGUGAACAGAGGGCACCUCAGCAGGCUGCUUAUCCAGAUCACAUGCCCCUUUGGCUGGGGCACAGUCUUCCUUUCUCUUCGGGCUUGUGGGCUGAUACCAGAUCUGGGAAUUUUCUAAAGGGACUGGGGGGAGGGAAGGUUGUUGUCAGUGGUGGUAUCUUUAGCCUGAGACAGAAGAUUUUUAAAGGCAAAAUUAUAUUUCUGGUUUGUUGUUUCAGAAGACCAAUAAAGACUGUAUUUUCCUAUGUA